Molecule: messenger RNA, 1373 nt
Organism: Lucilia sericata (common green bottle fly)
Lineage: Eukaryota; Metazoa; Arthropoda; Insecta; Diptera; Calliphoridae
Gene: mRpS31
Product: 28S ribosomal protein S31, mitochondrial
Exons: 2
Coding region: 131-1312 (393 amino acids)
Cellular component (GO): mitochondrial small ribosomal subunit
Molecular function (GO): structural constituent of ribosome
Source: RefSeq, a predicted model, not a curated record
ACCAUGUAUACGAACAUAUGUUCAACCUCCCCCAGUAGCUGUCAAAAUUAUUACUGCUGUUCGUAGAAUUUUUCAUGUAACAACUGCUUGAAAAUUAUUAGAAUUUUUUAAUUAAAAAUAACAAAACGACAUGUUAUAUUUACGUAAAACCCAGGAGUUGUCCAUUAGACAUGUAGCAGCACGUUUAUUGGCCGGUGGAAAUCGUAACUAUAGCAAAGAUUAUGCUGCUUCCUCAGACGACGAGAAGGAAACCAAAAAGUCUAAAAAGGAAAAAACCGAAAAACCUUUAGCUAAGGAAGCUAACAGCUCAGCCAAUGAAGAAUCAGCUUCGGCCAAGUUAAAUAGGCUAUUGGCCUCCAUGCAAACGGCUGACGAUCAAAUAAAUUUUGCCAAACGCAACGAUGUGGUCACCAAACCGGGUGAGGCUAAUAAAAAGAAGAAAUUGCAACAAAAGCAACAGGUGGAAUCGAAAGAUAUUUUUGCGGCAGCCAAAAAAGUAGCCUCCUUGUUGGGUGAUGAAAAACAGCAGCAGCAACAAACUGAAUCGGAAUUGUUGACCAGAUUAUUGGGUGGCAAAUCCUCGGCAACUGCGGCGACAACAGAUGAACAAAAAUCUGCUACUAGCUCUUCCACAGAACCCGACAUUAGCUUAAGUGAGUUGAUUGUGGGCAUGAAAAUUGAUCGUCGUCAAACCCAAAAGGAACCUACUAACACACGCAGUGAGUAUGUUAGACGUAGCCUAGCUGCCAAAGGCAAACAACAGCAAAACAAACGACAGGAAUAUUCCAAAGACAGACGUCCUAUGCAACGCAAACGUGAGGCCGAACUUUAUACCGGCAGUGUUAAUUUGUUUGGUGGUGAACCCUUGGGCAUCUUUACUGAACCCUCUAGCUUAAAGGAAUCCCCGGAUAUGUUGCCCACUUGGUCUUACCUACAAGAGCAAGCUCUUAAGAUUCAAGUGGCUCAUCCUCCUUCCAAUUAUUUCGAUAAAUUAGCUAACUGGACGGAACAGGGUAAAAUCUGGCGUUUCCCCAUCGACAACGAACAAGAUUGGUUGGACGAAAAGGAUGUAGACUUUUCGGAGCAUAUAUUCUUAGAACAACAUCUAGAAGAUUGGUGUCCCAAUCGUGGUCCUGUUAGACAUUUUAUGGAGCUGGUGUGUGUGGGUCUCUCUAAGAAUCCCUAUAUUACAGCCAAGGAGAAAAAGGAACACAUUAUGUGGUAUAGAGAAUAUUUCGAAUCGAAAAAGGAUAUUUUGAGAGAAUUAAUGUCUAAGGAUCCUAAGGGUGAGCAGAAGCAAGUAGAGGCUUAGGAGAAAAAGCGUUUUUCGUAAAGUGUUAAUUUUGUUAAAAAGAAAAUGUUGUGUAAUAAAA